Suricata suricatta (meerkat) is the source of this 870-nucleotide messenger RNA. RefSeq names its product RNA polymerase-associated protein LEO1-like. Gene Ontology annotation, cellular component: nucleus; Cdc73/Paf1 complex. The record is from RefSeq and is a predicted model, not a curated record. The transcript has 7 exons. Gene Ontology annotation, biological process: positive regulation of transcription elongation by RNA polymerase II; transcription elongation by RNA polymerase II. Gene Ontology annotation, molecular function: RNA polymerase II C-terminal domain phosphoserine binding. Lineage: Eukaryota; Metazoa; Chordata; Mammalia; Carnivora; Herpestidae. The coding region runs from base 33 to 653 and encodes 206 amino acids.
UGUACUUUGUUAAACUACCUAGAUUUCUCAGCAUGGAACCCAAACCUUUUGAUCCUCAGUAUUAUGAAGAUGAAAUUGAAGGUGAGAAGGUGCUGGACGAGGAAGAAAGAAUCAGGUUAAAAUUAAAGGUGGAAAAUACUAUAAGAUGGAGGAAACGCCGGGAUGAGGAAGGAAAUGAAGUUAAAGAAAGUAAUGCUCGAGUGGUGAGGUGGUCAGAUGGGAGCCUUUCCCUGCAUCUGGGCAGUGAAGUGUUUGACGUCUACAAGGCCCCCCUACAGGGCAAUUACAACCACCUGUUCGUUCGAGAAGACACGGGUCUACGGGGACAAGCCGUCUUCAAAGACAAACUCACCUUCAGGCCUCACUCUAGAGACCGUGACACAUAUAGAAAGACGACCCUGCCGCUUGCUAAUAGGUGCUCAAGGACACAGAAGAUUAGAAUCCUACCAAUGGCUAGCUGUGAUCCCGUGUGCCAGCGCACAGAGCUGAUUAAGAAAGAAGAACAUUUGAGGGCUUCUACUCAGCAGACCGUCCAUCUGUGGGAUCAGGAGAACCAGCAGGGGCUGGGUAUCCCCUACCAGGGCCCCAGUGGUGUCCACGAGGAAGAGGAAGGCACUGAAGCUGUGAAGAACCAUUACCAAGGCGACCUCUGAGGAGGUGAGCCCUUCAGAACAAGAAGAGCGGAGUUUAAAGAGGAAGAACAUGACUGAAGUAUGAAGUGUGUGCUCACUGUGUACACUUGACCCCUGAACACAGGGCUGAACUGCACGGGCCCGUUUACACACAGCUCCUUGCUAGCUAUGGUAUAGUACAGUAGAUGUAUUUUUUCUUUGUAGCUUUUUAAAAAGUUUAAUGUUUUAUUUAUUAUUG